AGGUGGAGUACAAGAAUAAGGUAAAGAAAGACUUAAAUGGACUUCUGAAGGAAGAAAAAUGGAGACAGAGACCAUUUUAAGCCUUAAACACCAACUCAAGGAAGCAGAGAAUGAGCGAAGGAAGGCAGCACAAUAUGGCUUGCAUUUAUUGGAGUCCCAAAAUGAAGUUCAAAAUCAGUUGGAUGAAGCACGUCGUGAAUUGACUGAAAAAACUGAGAAAUUUGAACAAGAGAAAUACUCUCUCCAGAGAGAAAUGGAACUCAAGAGUCGAAUGUUGGAAAGCUUGAGUUUUGAAUGUGAUUCCCUUAAGCAACAGCAAAACAUGCAACUGGAUAAACAGAAAGAACAGCUUGCCAGAGUCUAUGGACAAGAAAUCAGUGACCUUAAAAACAAGUUGGAGAACCUGAAAGCGGAACUAGAUGAAACCCGGCUCUCGGAGAAACAACUGAGGCACAAAGUGGAGCAUCAGAAGGAAAUAAUUGCUGCCAAGUCAGAAGAAUUACAUAUCAUGUCUGAGCGUGUACAUGAGACCAUGUCUUCAGAAAUGCUCAAUCUUCAGCUAGAACUCACUGAACUAGAAAGUGUGAAGGCCAGUGUUGAAGAAAAGCUGACUGAACUACAGUACAGUAAAGAACAACUAGAACUCAUAAACAGUAACCUACGUAAUCAGCUGGAGCGUCUACAGGGAGAGAAAGAAGAGAGGGAAAAAGAAAUUGUUUCUUACUGUAUUGCAUUAGAGAAAGCUCGCGAAGCUAAUCAGGAGCUUCAGGUUCAGCUGGAUCAUGCAGUGCAGCAGUCUCUGGACCCUACAAGAAAAGGCAAUUCUCUCUUUGCUGAGGUGGAGGACCGUAGGGCAGAAAUGGAACGACAACUGAUCAGUGUGAAAGUAAAAUAUCAAUCCCUACAAAAGCAGCAUGCAUUCACUAGAGAACAGUUGCAAAGAAUGAAGCUGCAAAUGGCUACACUGCUCCAGCUAAAAGGCUCUCAGGCAGAAUUUGAGCAGCUGGAACGCUUGCAGUCGAUGUUAGAACAGAAGAAUGGUGAGAUUGAAGAUCUGCUUAUGAAAGUGAGGCAGCUAGAAAGAUUUAAGACUUUGUAUGAGAAUAUGGAAGAAUCCAGAGCUAGUAGUAGCUCAAAAGGAGGGGAGUCUGAUGAUGGUUACUAUGUGGAUUUACUGCAAAUGAAACUUGACAACUCAAACAAGGAAACAGAAACAUUGAAAAAUGAACUAUCUUUGCAGAGGAUGAAAGCUCUGCAUGAGAGCCAAAGAGUUCUGGAGGUUGAAAGGAAGCUCUUUGCGAAUGAGAGGCAUUUGCAAGUUUGUCAGAGUGAGAAUAUGAACUUGCGAGUUAUGCUGGAUGAGCUAAAAAUGAAAUAUGAACCUGAAGAAUUACUUAAAGGCACUAAUAUUAAAAAGAGGAGGGAGAAGAUUCCAGUGGACAGUACUUGUGAAUACUUGGACAGCAAAAAUACUUCAGUAAAAGAAGCUGCCCUUAUUCAGUUGCCAAGUAAGGAAGAAAUAAAGAUGACUUCUAAGAACUUGGAGCAAAGCGGCGCUUCUCCAAAAAAACACGCUCCUGAAGCAGUGCCAAUGAAUAUGGCUCUUCAAGUAAUGCAGAAAGUAGUUGAACCUGAAAAAGAAAGGAAGAGAGUCAAAAUUGAAGAUAAGAAUCAUGAUGCCUUUACUUCAUGUAGCGGAAGUGGAAGCAAUUCCUUGACUUCAGCUGCCCCCAGGUUAACAGCUGAAUCCAGCUUUGACACUACAGAAAAAGAAGAUGAGAAAGAAAAUAAAAUCACGACUGAGAAGAAAAUGCAAAAGAAAAAAUAUACAACGUUGUAUGUAUCUUCUAAGCCAACUUCUGAAACACAGUGUGCUCAGCAAUAA
Molecule: messenger RNA, 1885 nt
Organism: Nestor notabilis (Kea)
Lineage: Eukaryota; Metazoa; Chordata; Aves; Psittaciformes; Psittacidae
Gene: SPDL1
Product: spindle apparatus coiled-coil protein 1
Exons: 12
Coding region: 59-1885 (608 amino acids)
Biological process (GO): mitotic metaphase chromosome alignment; establishment of mitotic spindle orientation; mitotic spindle assembly checkpoint signaling
Cellular component (GO): spindle pole; outer kinetochore
Molecular function (GO): kinetochore binding
Source: RefSeq, a predicted model, not a curated record